AUGAGGUUGGAUAAUCAGAUGAAAAGAUAAGUAGAUGGAUGGGCAGAUAUCCAUACAACAAAGAUGUGUAGACGUGUGUGUGUGGACUAAUAUUAAAUCUUAUCGUAUGAAACCCGUCAUAAGGCACGUUGGUUCGUUGGCGAUGAGUAUUCUGAGAUUGGGAAAGAUAUCUUUUAUCGCAUCGAUAAGUCUAAGAUAAGGGCAGAGCUACAUGUCAGAUUUAAUCGCGUGUUGCAUUGAAAAGCACUGGUGAAGACUGAAGCUCUUCCAGGUGGUGUAGAGAAUAAGAAACAAAGAGAGAAACAAAAAACAGAAUACGACAAUGACCCGUCUCGAUCGGAAAACCAAAAUUCGGGUAGUGGCUCUGUUUGCAAUGUUAAUCUACGUGGUCGUAUUAAUUAUAGUGAUUGCUGGAACGAUUUUCCUGGCCUUGGAAAACGCGAUUGGGGCCAUUAUCACCUUUACUUCAUUGGGCCUCUUGUCCUUCGGCUUGGUCGCGGCGCUGCAGUGGUUCCUGUCGUCCCUGGAGAGCAGCGCCAGGGACCCUCCUCCGCCCUACAGAGCCUCGUGGUGGUUCCAAUACCGGAGACGCUCAGCCUCGAAUGCGCGGAUUCAAACGUCUGCCUUACACGAACGCAGCGCUCUCGAUCCAGUCACGCCCUCGGAUGUCUCUCUCUCUUCGGUGGGCGUGAGGGAGGAAGAGUCUGACGACGGGACAAGGACGGCUGAUGGGCGCGUCUUCAUAUCUCUUCCAAAAAUCGAUGACGAAGAUCCGCCAUCUUAUGAGGAGGCAAUGAGGGCUUGUGCAGCAGGUAACUUAUGACGUCACUGAGGUAGCAUCGUUGAGCUGAAUGUUUUUAAGGUAAUUUCAUAAAAUUAAUUUAUGUGAGUAGCUCCAUGGUGCAUUUGUAAAUGUAAAGUUCUCGAUAUUUUUAUAGGUUGUGCUAUAUAUUUUCAUACACUGCAUUGUAUAUCACUUUGUUUCGUUUAUGCAUCUUCUUUAUCGCUUUCCCUCAAAAUUUCACAAGACACUAGACGCGGAAACAUAAUUAACUUGGACAACUGCACUAUUUUAAAUGUGUAUUUUUCACUUGAUAUCCUUUCAUAACAUCAAGUCACCAACAUACUGAUCGCAAAUAUG
Molecule: messenger RNA, 1141 nt
Organism: Penaeus monodon (black tiger shrimp)
Lineage: Eukaryota; Metazoa; Arthropoda; Malacostraca; Decapoda; Penaeidae
Exons: 4
Coding region: 323-823 (166 amino acids)
Source: RefSeq, a predicted model, not a curated record